CGGGCAUGUUACUGGAAAAUCAGUUCUUUACCAGAACUUUAUCUUGAUCCAUUCCCCCAUGCUGGCAAGCUGGAGAAGCAGCUGUCAUGGACUGUUGGCUGUGAUUAUGAGAUAAAUUCCAACGCAACUGAAGACCAGUGUGGAGUGUGCCUGGGAGACGGCUCUGCUUGUCGUACAGUGAAGAUGAUGUUUAAUCAAAGAGAAGGAUUUGGUUAUGUUGAUAUUGGGCUAAUUCCAAAAGGUGCAAGGGGAAUCAAAGUCAUGGAAGUUGCAGAAGCAGGAAAUUUCCUUGCUGUGCGAAGCAAAGACCCAGAAAAAUACUACCUGAAUGGAGGCUUUAUCAUCCAGUGGAAUGGUGAAUACAAAGUGGCAGGCACAGUAUUUCAGUAUGACAGAACAGGGGAUCUAGAAAAUCUGACUGCUCCAGGACCCACCAAUGAAUCAAUAUGGAUUCAGCUACUUUUUCAAGAAACUAACCCUGGAAUCAAGUAUGAAUAUACUGUACGUAAAGAAGAAAGUCAUGAAAAUGAGAUUGGAGAGCCAGAGUAUUUUUGGCAGUAUAGAGACUGGACAGCCUGCAGUGUUACCUGUGGAAGAGGGGUGCAGCGCCAGAUUGCCCACUGCAUGCGGAAGGGAAGUGGAGCGAUCAAAAACUCCUUCUGCGACCCAGCAACACAGCCAAAUGGGCGACAAAAGAAAUGCUACAAAAAGGACUGUCCACCCAG
Messenger RNA from Pelecanus crispus (Dalmatian pelican), 725 nucleotides. NCBI's taxonomy places the organism in Eukaryota, Metazoa, Chordata, Aves, Pelecaniformes, Pelecanidae. The record is from RefSeq and is a predicted model, not a curated record.